UUAAGCAUCACCAAAACAAUUUAACAAGAAUUAUAUAAAGUCAGGUAAAAAGAUUGUUAUCUACGAGAUUAUCAUAUAUAUAAAUACACCUUGAUAUAUUCAUCCAUCAGUUCAUUUGUAUAUUUUCGAUUCUAUCCUGGAAGAAGCUUUAGAGGCGAACGAUUCAGCCUAUCAAAUGACACUUGUGUAAAAUUCUUUCGCAUCAGAUGCUUCACCAAUGUUUAUCAUCUGCUAAAGACUAAAAGAUGUUACACAGAACAGAUGUAACCCAGAUUUUAUUAAUCUGUGGUGAAUUAGAGAAAAUAUUUCUUUCAAACUGAGAUUAACAAAAACUUUUUUCUUCCGGAAUAUGUAGAUGACGAUUUUGUAAAACUGAUUAAACUUGGAUAAUUUUGUAAAGGUGUUUACAACCAUCAUAUAUAUAUAUAUAUAUAUAUAUAUAUAUGUAUCAAUGGAAAUAUAUCAGUAGAACAACUUCCAUCACUAUGGGAAUAUAUAGAAGAGGAAACAAGAAAAACAUAUUUUGAUGAGGGAACAAUUUUACAUAAGGUGUUCUGUGACAAACUUUUUUUUUUAUUCCCUAAAGACAUGCCAAAAGAGAUAGUGAAAUCAUACCAUUGUGAUAUCUGUAAAAAGUCAUUCUCCGAAAAGGGAAACCUUAUCAUACACAAAUAUACACAUACAGGAGAAAAACCAUAUCGCUGUGAUAUCUGUGAGAAAUCAUUCUCUGCACUUGGUAACUUAACUACUCAUAAACACAUUCAUACAGGAGAGAAACCAUAUCAGUGUGAUAUCUGUGGGGAAUCUUUCUCUAGAGGAAAUACCUUAACUAUACACAAACGUACUCAUACAGGAGAGAAGCCAUAUCACUGUGAUGUCUGUGGUAAAUCUUUUUCUCAAAGAGGCCACUUAAUUCGCCACACACAUGUUCACUCAGGAGAGAAACCAUAUCAUUGUGAUAUCUGUAGUAAAUCAUUUUCACAUGGAAGUACCUUGACUAAACACAAACACAUUCAUACAGGUGAGAAACCAUUUAAUUGUGAUAUUUGUGGUAAAUCCUUCUCUGUAUGUAGUUAUUUAACUAACCACAAACGUGUACAUACAGGUGAGAAACCUUAUCAUUGCGACAUCUGUGGUAAUUUAUUCUCAGCAAGUAGUGACUUAUCUAAACACAAACGUAUUCAUACAGGUGAGAAACCAUAUCAUUGUGAUGUCUGUGGUAAAUCAUUUUCUCAUGGUAAUACCUUAACGAGACACAAAUAUAUUCAUACAGGUGGAAAGCCAUAUCACUGUGAUACCUGUGAUAAAUCGUUCUCUACAAGUAGUGACUUAACUUACCACAAACGCAUUCAUACAGGUGAGAAACCAUUUAAUUGUGAUAUCUGUGGGUUAUCAUUUUCUUUAAAUCGUGAAUUAACCAGACAUAGGAGUCUUCAUACAGGUGUGAAACCAUAUCACUGUGAUAUUUGUGGUAAGUCAUUCUCUGGAACUUGCGACUUAACUCGACACAAAAGCGUUCACACAGGAGAGAAACCGUAUCACUGUGAUAUCUGCAGUAAAUCAUUCUCUCUAAAUGGUGUUUUGACUAGACACAAACGUAUUCAUACAGGUGAAAAGCCAUAUCGCUGUGACGUCUGUGGUAAAUCAUUCUCUGAUAGAAAUACCUUAACUAUACACAAGCGGAUUCAUUCAGGAGAGAAACCAUAUCACUGUGCUGUGUGUGAUAUAUCGUUCUCUCAAAAUAUUCACUUAACUACUCACAAACGUGUUCAUACUGGGGAGAAACCAUACCAAUGUCAGAUCUGUGGUAAAUCAUUCAAGGAAGUGGGUACCUUAACUAAGCACAAACGUAUUCAUACUGGGGAAAAACCAUACCACUGUGAUAUCUGCGGUAAAUCAUUCUCUCAAACUAUUCAGUUAAGGACACACAACAGAUGUAGUCAUGAAGAAGAGCAGGCAUAUUGCUGUAAUGUCUGCGGUAAAUCUUUCUCUAUGAAAAGUAACUUAACCGCUCACAAACGCAUUCAUACAGGGGAGAAACCUUACCAGUGUGAUAUCUGUGGUAAAUUUUUCUCUCAAGCAGGUCAGUUAACGAGACACAGACACGCGCAUACAGGAGAGAGACGAUAUCAUUGCGAUACCUGUGGUAAAUCAUUCUCUGACAAGUGUAAGUUGAACGAACAUAUCCAUAUCCAUACAGGGGAGAAACCAUACCAAUGUGAUAUCUGUGGUAAAUCAUUCUCUCAAUCAGGUCACUUGACCACUCACAAACACACACACACAGGAGAGAAACCAUAUCGCUGUGAUAUCUGUGGUAAAUCAUUUUCGCAAACAUCGCAUUUAACUAUCCAUAAACGUAUGCAUUCCGGUGAUAAACCUUACCAGUGUGAUAUCUGUGGUAAAUCAUUCUCCCAAAAUAGUGAUGUAACCAAGCACAAAUACAUUCACACAGGAGAAAAACCAUAUCAGUGUGAUAUCUGUGGUGAAUCAUUCACUAGAUAUAGCACCUUGACUACUCACAAAUACAGUCAUACAGGAGAGAGACCUUAUCAGUGUGAUAUCUGUGGUAAAUCAUUUUCUCAAAACAGUGUUUUGACUAAACACAAAUAUGUUCAUUCCGGAGAGAAACCAUAUCACUGCAUGGUCUGUGGAAAAUCAUUUUCUCAAAGUGGUGCUUUGUCUAAGCACAAGCGUAUUCACUCCAGAGACAAACCAUAUCACAUUAAUAUGUAUGGCAAAUCAUUCUCUGCAGCGAAUGACUCAUAUCUGUAUAAAGAUACAUUUCCUGAAUUACUCCAUUCGGCAUUCCCGAAGCCUGAAGUAGUUGAGGUCCCUUAGCAUGGGACCGAAUCAAACAGUUAUAAAUACUAUGUGUAGUUCCUACUGUGUUAAGGGCCUUUUUCUUUUGUCUUUCCAUUCAAGCAUGUGUGUGUAUGUCUGUCUGUAUACAAACACACACUCUCUCUAUCUGCUCAGUCAAAGUCGAC
Molecule: messenger RNA, 2987 nt
Organism: Octopus sinensis (East Asian common octopus)
Lineage: Eukaryota; Metazoa; Mollusca; Cephalopoda; Octopoda; Octopodidae
Product: zinc finger protein 729-like
Exons: 3
Coding region: 589-2838 (749 amino acids)
Biological process (GO): regulation of transcription by RNA polymerase II
Cellular component (GO): nucleus
Molecular function (GO): RNA polymerase II transcription regulatory region sequence-specific DNA binding; DNA-binding transcription factor activity, RNA polymerase II-specific
Source: RefSeq, a predicted model, not a curated record